Penicillium coprophilum is the source of this 1167-nucleotide messenger RNA. RefSeq names its product Ubiquitin supergroup. NCBI's taxonomy places the organism in Eukaryota, Fungi, Ascomycota, Eurotiomycetes, Eurotiales, Aspergillaceae. Bases 1 to 1167 code for a protein of 388 amino acids. The record is from RefSeq and is a predicted model, not a curated record. The transcript has a single exon. Gene Ontology annotation, molecular function: protein binding.
AUGAGCUUUUUCAAGAAGCCCACGUGGGCAAUCAAUAAUACGGGGGAAACUGGCAGUGAUUUUUAUCGACGCUCAGAACAGACAUACUCUGACAUCAUUGCUGCGAACCGUGAAGCACACCAGAAGCAGCCGAAAGCACCAGAACCCUUAGAAGAUACUGGAGACGCUGAAGAUACCGAAGACACAAAACGAAAGAAACGUCCUCGACGUUCUGAAGAGAAGGGUAAAGGGCGCGCUGAUAGCAGUCCAGUGCGGAAUGUGACACGCGAGAUUGAUAGCGUUAGAAUUGCGCUACCAGAGCCCCAAGAGCUUUCGGGUUCCUCGCAUAAUUCCUCACCCGAGUCGACCAAAUCAGUCAAACAACGCGAGACAAUCCAAAUACGCAGCUCAGAAAACCGCGUGUCUCAUUCACCGCAGAAAGGCAGCGGUUCAGAAUCACUAGGUGCUCCACCGGUUCAACCGGUGAUUGUCCUGGCAGAUGACUCGGAAGCUCGAAGCCCUCCACCUCUCGAAGCUCCUCAGCCUAUUCAACCGCCGAAAGCUCCAGCGGAUGAUCCAGUCGUAAAAAUCAUGAUAUCCUCUGAAAUUGCAAACACCAAACCUUUACUUGUCCAUCGAAAGAUGUCACAGCGGCUAAGAGAUGUGCGGCUGGCAUGGUGCAAUCGCCAAAAUUUCGACCCGCAUAUACAAUCAUCGAUCUACCUCACCUGGAAGGGUCGGCGUCUAUUCGACGUGACAACCUGCAGGAGUCUAGGCAUAAAUACCGGGAAGAACUCUGGGAGAAUCUUUGGCAUUGAUGAUGAUGAGACUGCAGGUCCAGAGCUACGCAUACAUAUGGAAGCAGUUUCCGAUCUACCUCUUCCGGUCAAUCAGCCAGCUACACCACCUGAUGAUGAAAAGCCUCCUACAGUAUCGCAACCCCCAGAAGAUGACCAGGGUGAGCCAAUGAAACUUGUUCUGAGGAGUCUUGGAUACGACGAUUUCAGACUUAAAGCAAGACAAAAGACCGUUAUUUCGCGACUCAUAUCUGCUUUUCGAGAUAAGCAGAAGAUUCCUGCGGACCGAGAUAUCUUCCUCCUGUUUGAUGGAGACAAACUUGACCCCGACUCAUGUCUAGGCGACUAUGACAUUGACGAUCUAGAUCUGCUGGAUGUCCAGAUCAAAUAA